GAGCGCGGGACGCGGCUGCAGGAAGAGGGUGGCCGGCAGCACUUCCAAUUCGUCGGCGGCGAGGGCGGCACGGGGAAAUCUCGCGUCAUCCACGCCAUCAAAGACAUGUUCCGGCUCAAAGACGGCCUCCACACGCUGAUCCUGACGGGCGCCAGCGGCAACGCGGCCGCGCUCAUCGGCGGAGUGACACUGCACUCGGCGGCGAACAUU
Molecule: messenger RNA, 210 nt
Organism: Parathielavia appendiculata
Lineage: Eukaryota; Fungi; Ascomycota; Sordariomycetes; Sordariales; Chaetomiaceae
Exons: 1
Biological process (GO): DNA repair; telomere maintenance
Molecular function (GO): DNA helicase activity
Source: RefSeq, a predicted model, not a curated record